Molecule: messenger RNA, 531 nt
Organism: Botrytis sinoallii
Lineage: Eukaryota; Fungi; Ascomycota; Leotiomycetes; Helotiales; Sclerotiniaceae
Exons: 4
Coding region: 1-531 (176 amino acids)
Source: RefSeq, a predicted model, not a curated record
AUGAAUUUAUUCAAGCAACAUAUCCCUUUAACCGGAUUAAAACAGUUUAAACUCAUGGAAAUACAUGACAAACUUAUUCCGGCAUUAAAACUCUACAAAUUGAAACAGCAGGGAGUAGAGACUUAUGCAAACACAACUCUGAAAAGACUGGAGAAUGAAAGAAGUCUUUCCAAAAUUGUGCUCGCUCAACGCGACAGCAAGCUUCAGUAUGAUAUGGGCAAGCUACAGUAUGAAAUGGCGCUAGCCAGCAAACGCGACUCUUCUGCCAUGAAGACUAUUGCUAUACUAGGUAUUUUAUUUCUUCCUGGGACAUUUGUUGCUUACAGCGGUUUCUCCAAGCUUUUGAAUCUAUUGGGUUAUCACAACUCCGGUUACGUUGAUCAUUUUGGUACUGUGCGAGACGGAAGGUUUGUCAGGGAGAGGAAUGAAAGAGAAGAAACCGAAGACCUUGCUUCGGAGAUUGAUUUAGGAGAGUAUAGCUUGCAGCCGCUGCAGAGAGCGAGGCCAUUGGCAGACUAUGAGAGAGAAUGA